Molecule: messenger RNA, 2480 nt
Organism: Talpa occidentalis (Iberian mole)
Lineage: Eukaryota; Metazoa; Chordata; Mammalia; Eulipotyphla; Talpidae
Gene: CDHR5
Product: cadherin related family member 5
Exons: 16
Coding region: 129-2480 (783 amino acids)
Biological process (GO): homophilic cell-cell adhesion
Cellular component (GO): plasma membrane
Molecular function (GO): calcium ion binding
Source: RefSeq, a predicted model, not a curated record
GUGGGGUGGUGCCCAGCAGGGCGAAGGUCGCUGGAGAGAGCCGGCUCUGGAGGCGGCACUGCGGGUCGGAGGGUCCUGGAGGCCAGACGGCUGGACCCUCCAGGGCUGAGCGUUACCCGGACGCCCAGAUGGGGGCUUGGGCCGUGCUGUUGUUGCUGCUCGCAGCCGCCGCCCAGGGCAAUGCCUGCUCCAUCAAGCAGAACGUGCUCGUGGUGGAGGAGAACACACAGCUCUCUGAGCCAGUGGGGACCAUCGAGGUCCCCAAAGACCAGGAGGUGGUUCUGGGGCCCGAGUCCACCCCCGAUGCAUUUCGGAUCCAGAACCAGGAGGACCAGACCCAGCUCUUCCUCGACCUGAGUCCCGACUACGAGAGGAACGACGUCCUGCUGGCCCACCUGCUCUGCAGAAGGGGGGACACCCUGGUGACGCAGCUGAGGGUGUUCCUGACUGUGCUGGACGUCAACGACAACGCGCCCACCUUCCCCUUCGGGGACACCCCCCUGAACGCUUUGGUGCCCGAAGAUGAGAGGGUGAACGCCACGGUCAUCCCCGAGGCGGACCUGCAGGCCACGGACCUGGACAAGAGCGACACCCUGUUCUACCAUCUCGAGGAAGUGACCAAGAAUGCCAGCCUCUACUUCCAACUGGCGGGCGUCAACCAGCCGGCCCUGAAGCUGAGGAGGUCGCUGGCCUUCAUCGACCUCGACCGCUGGCCCAACAUGACCUUCCAGCUGCUGGUGCAGGACACUCAGGACUCUCAGGAUUCCACCCACACGGCCACAGCCACCCUGGUGCUGCGGGUGCAGCCGGCGGACCUGCGGCCGCCCUGGUUCCUGCCCUGCGCCUUCGAGGACCUCCAGAACUGCGUCCAGGCCCAGUACCAGGGGGUGGUCCCCACGGGCAUCCUGCCGCUGGGCGCCCUUCCCCUGCACCCCGGGCCCCUCUACGCGGUGGACGGUGACAGGGCCAUCGACCAGCCCAUCGUCUACAGCAUCCUGCAGGGCAACGAUGACCUCACCUUCGACAUCAGCGCGGCCUCGGGCAACCUCACCAUGGCCAGGAGCGUCCCCAGCCCCCGGACCUUCGUUCUGCUGGUCAAGGCCGAGCAGGAGGACGGGGCGCGGUACUCGGUGACCCGGGUCACCAUCACGGUGGAGGACCGCGACGCCAACGGCAGCGUGCCCACCUUCCCCCUGCGGCUGUACCACGGCUUCCUGGUGCUGGGCGGGGCCCCGGGCGUGGCCGUCAAGGACAGCUCGGACCCCUCGCAGCCCCUGACGGUCCGGGCCCGCGACUCCGUGUUCCCUGGCUUCGACCCGGCCUUCGCCUACCGGAUCACCAACAACUCGAAGUUCCGGAUGGACGGGGAGGCCGUGCUGACCACCCCCGAGCUGGUGGCCCCCGGGGUCUACGCCGCGGAGGUGGAGGCCACCAACGCGGUGACGCAGCGCCAGGCGCGCACGGAGCUGCAGGUCCGCGUGCUCCCCGAGCCCACGCCCCCCCAGCCCCGCCUUGGGGGGGACCCCUGCCCCAUCGCCGUCAGCCCGAGGCCGGGGCCCCGCAGGCUGGUGUGCGGCCGGGCGCCGGCGGUAAGUGAGCUUGGUAUUGCCCGCAGGGACGCCCGGGACCGGGGCAGUGACGGGGACCGUGACGGUGACGGGGGCAGUGACGGGGACCGGAGCCGGGACCGGGGCAGUGACGGGGACUGGGGCAGUGACCGGAGCCGUGACGGGGACCGGGGCAGUGACCGGGGCAGUGACGGGGACCGGGGCAGUGACGGGGACCGGAACCGUGACCGGGGCAGUGACCGGGGCAGUGACGGGGACUGGGGCAGUGACCGGGGCAGUGACGGGGACCGGAGCCGGGACCGGGGCAGUGACGGGGACCGGAACCGUGACCGGGGCAGUGACCGGGGCCGUGACCGGGACCGGAACCGUGACCGGGGCAGGGACGGGGACGCGCAGAUGGCCGCCCUGGGCGGGGUGCUGGGCGGGCUGCUGCUGCUGGCCCUGCUGGCCCUCGCCGUCCUGGUGCGCAGGCACUACGGCCACAGGCUCCGGUGCUGCUCCCGCAAGACCCUGGAGCCCCCGCCGGGCGGCCGGGCUGGAGGCCACGAGAACCCGGCCUUCCUCGGCCCCGACCAGGCCAACUGGGCGCCGGCCCUCGACGCCGCCCCCCGCGCCGCCCCCGCCGACCAGCCGCCGGCGACCCCCGAGCCGGAGCCGGAGCCGGCCCCCGCGGCGGCCCGGGACGAGGACGGCCCCGCGGCCGUGAGGUCCAUCCUGACCAAGGAGCGGCGGCCCGAGGGCGGCUACAAGGCCGUGUGGUUCGGCGAGGACGUCGGCGCCGAGGCCGACGUGGUGGUGCUCAACGCGCCCUCCGCGGACGCGCCCGGCGCGGGCGACUCGGCCAGCGACUCGGCCGAGGACGCGGACGCGGACGCCGCGGGGCAGCCGGACGGCGACUCCACCUACAUCUAG